Molecule: messenger RNA, 2453 nt
Organism: Cryptomeria japonica (Japanese cedar)
Lineage: Eukaryota; Viridiplantae; Streptophyta; Pinopsida; Cupressales; Cupressaceae
Product: dihydrolipoyllysine-residue acetyltransferase component 5 of pyruvate dehydrogenase complex, chloroplastic
Exons: 7
Coding region: 641-2104 (487 amino acids)
Biological process (GO): pyruvate decarboxylation to acetyl-CoA
Cellular component (GO): chloroplast envelope; chloroplast thylakoid; pyruvate dehydrogenase complex
Molecular function (GO): dihydrolipoyllysine-residue acetyltransferase activity
Source: RefSeq, a predicted model, not a curated record
UCCUCCCGCAUUCAUGGUGUUCGUUGGGGACGUUGUGAGAUCCGCCUACUUUCGAUACUCUCGAAGUACUCAUAAAACAAUAAUCUUGUUCCACCCGUCAAUUUUAAUUUUUAUUGCUAAAAACCUUACAUUUAAGGCCUAAGCUCAUGUUGCAGGCCACAUUUUUCGUGUAGAUGUACAAAACAUCUGUCUGGUUAAUUUUGGGUUUGUCGAAAAGACUUCUCUGUUGAACUGGGUAUAACAUCUUUAGUUCCACAGAAACACCUGAAGCGUGCAAUUUCGUUUUUCUGGACGGGUGAUAGAAAUAGCACGCUUCAGUGUUUAAGGAGGUUAUUUGGAGUAUAGAAACGAUUACAUACUAGCUCUUUUUUUUUGGGUAGUUUUCAGGGGGUAUUCUAGAUCGCUGACACCAUUCUGUUUUAGUUGGUGGGUUGAUGAUAUCUGCGGCGUUUAGAGCAGGGAAAUUGUUUGUAGUAAGUAGAAUUUAGCUGUGCUUUUUGAAAAUAUAGCUGUGUUUUCAGGAUAGGUAACUGAACAUUUGGGUGGGAGUCUUUGGAUUACAUAAGCUAUUUUUAGUGGGAGUUUUUGGAUCAAAUCAGCACAUUUAGAGAAGGGAGAUUGCAUUCUUGUAAGCUUAAGGAUGGCUGGCCUAUUGCAUGCAAGUGGAUCUAUGCUAUCUUCAUCAUUUAUGGGCAACAAAGCCCUUUUGAAUCCCAAGAUCCCAUCAGCUACAGUCAGAAAGCAUCCAAAAACUCGAAAAGUUUACGCGAAAGUAAGGGAGAUAUUCAUGCCUGCCCUGAGCUCCACCAUGACAGAAGGCAAGAUUGUUUCUUGGGUGAAAUCUGAAGGAGAGAAGCUUAAGAAGGGCGAAAGUGUUGUUGUGGUGGAAUCAGAUAAGGCAGACAUGGAUGUCGAGACAUUCUACGAUGGUUUUCUAGCAGCCAUCAUGGUCGAAGAAGGAGAUGUUGCUCCUGUUGGCUCUGCAAUUGCCCUCCUGGCAGAAACCGAGGAAGAAAUUGCAGAAGCCAAAUUGAAGGCAUCCAAUGGUGCUAAUAGCACUUCAUCUCCAUCACCUCCAAUGCCACCAUCCCCAUCAUCAUCACCACCGCCUCCAAUUACUAGUACCCCGGAAGUUGUUCUGGCUCCAAAACCAGACUCUGCGAUUCCUUUGGCCUCAUCAAUCCACCCUGCAUCGGAAGGGGGCAAGAGAGUGGUUGCCUCCCCUUACGCAAAACAGCUUGCUAAGGAAUACAAGAUUGACUUAACUCCCAUUGUAGGAACUGGUCCCAUGGGGCGUAUUGUGGCUAAGGAUGUAGAAGCAGCUAUAGGAAAAUCAGAACCAGCUCCCGCUGUGGCUGUGGCUGCUGCACCUGUUUCAAACCUCCCUCCUAAACAGCCUGUUGCCACCCCUGCUGCAGCUACAACUAUUGUUCCUGGCACCACUGUUCCAUUUACUACAAUGCAGGGCGCAGUGAGCAAGAAUAUGGUUGAGAGUCUAACAGUUCCAACAUUCCGGGUUGGAUACAGCAUUAUUACCGACAAACUUGAUGCCCUCUACAAGCAGAUCAAGUCUAAAGGAGUGACGAUGACUACCUUGCUUGCAAAAGCUGUUGCCCUUGCUUUAGCUAAACACCCAGUGGUGAAUGCAAGCUGCAGAGAUGGUAAGAGCUUUACGUACAAUAGCAACAUUAACAUUGCAGUUGCUGUGGCUAUAGAUGGAGGCCUAAUCACACCUGUACUUCAGGAUGCAGACAAGGUUGAUAUCUAUACUCUCUCCAGGAAAUGGAAGGAAUUAGUUGAUAAGGCUCGAGCAAAGCAACUGCAACCUCAAGAAUACACCACAGGGACUUUCACUCUGUCCAAUUUGGGCAUGUUUGGUGUGGAUCGUUUUGAUGCAAUUUUGCCUCCUGGCACUGGAGCAAUUAUGGCUGUGGGGGCAUCUGAGCCAACUGUUGUUGCAACUGCUGAUGGAUUAAUUGGAGUUAAAAACCAAAUGCAGGUCAAUGUAACAGCAGAUCACAGGAUUAUAUAUGGUGCUGAUCUGGCUGCGUUUUUGCAAACACUUUCAAAAAUUAUUGAAGACCCCAAGGAUCUCACUCUGUAGUCCUUGUUCGAACCAAAUAUUUUUCUUCAUUGAACCACAUUUCCAAGUGGACAGUUACAUACAAAAUUAUUUUGUAGUGCGAAGAAGGGAGUUUGGCAAGGAACCCUCUCGGGGUCAUAAUGAGUAGGAUAGCCAUGAAGAUGGCUUUUAUUUGUGAUUUUGCUUCUCAUUGUUUCUAGACACUAUCACAUGGGAAGAGAUGUAUAUGUUUCUAGCAGGCAUUUGAGAAGAGGAGGAACAGAUUUUGACUAUUAUGUCAAAAUAUAUUAACUAAUUUUUAUGUUGGAAUCGUUGAAACUUCCCAUUACAUUUGAAGUUAAUAUAUUUAAUUGUCAAAGAUUAAUGGUUU